Messenger RNA from Acanthosepion pharaonis, 1452 nucleotides. The record is from the annotation of a GenBank genome assembly. NCBI's taxonomy places the organism in Eukaryota, Metazoa, Mollusca, Cephalopoda, Sepiida, Sepiidae.
AUGCACUUACUCAUAAUAAACCUAUCGACUUCCAUUCACAGGCAAACUUCAAAUAAAACAAGUACACUUCUGUUAGUAUCUUUCUCUUUCGUUAUUUAUUUUAUUUCUGUUGUUUUUUUUCUUUUUCAUUAUUCUUUCCUUACUUCUUACGUCUUUCUUUUGAAUUCUGUAUUGUUCUUCUUUAUCUCUUAUUUUGUUCUUAUUUUCUUUUUUAUUUAUUUUCUUUAUUUCCUCCCUAAUCCUUAUUUGCAUUCUGUUUUUGUCUCUUUAUUUUUUUUAUUUGUAGUUGAUUUUCUAUUCUUUAUUUUUCUUUUUCACUCUUUCUUUCCUUUUUUAUCCUGUUUUUUUUUCUUCCUUUUAAGUCGUUUUUCUUUUUCAUUAUUCUUUCCUUAUCCCCUACGUCCUUCAUUUGCAUUUUGUAUUGUUCCUCUUUAUUUCUUGCUUUGUUCCAUUUUUUUUUUUUUCGUUUUUCUUUCUUUCAGGCAUUUUUCUUGUUCAUCUCAUUCUUUAUUCCGUUUUAUUUUUGCUGGGUUUCCGCCAUUUUCUUUGAUUAAACUUUCUUUCUUGCCCCCACCUCUCUUCAAUCUUCGUAUCUCUUUUUCUUUUUAUCGUCUGUCUUCUUUUUUCUUGCUACCUUUACUUCUUUUACUAUUUAUCUUGCUUUCGUAUAAUCUCUUUACUUUUCGUCUUUUUCGCUUCUUUCUUUUCUUCCAUUUUUUUCUUUCUUUCAUUCCGUCGUCUUUCUGUUUUCUUUAUUUUCCCUUAUGUCGUUCUUUUUAUUUCUGCCUUCAAUUAUCCUAUCUUUCUUUCUUCUUUAUUUCUCUUCUCUUACUUUCUCACUUUCUCUGUUCCUCUUUCAAGUCUUUUCUCUCACUUGUUCAAAAGCCAAACGAUCGUCUUUUUUCGUUUAUCAUUUGUCUUUUUAAUACUCGUUCGUACCUCCUUCUUCAUUUUUUUCAUUCACCUAUCUUUUGCCUUUCUCUCAUUUCUCUUUUUCUCAUUUUACACUCUUUCGUAUUUCUUCUUUUUGCUCUUCUCUGUUUUUUAUUUCAUUUCUCUUUUCGUAUUUUUCUUUCUCCCUUCCUCAUAUCAUUUUUUACUUUUUUUUUCUUUAUUGCAAUGCUUUUUUCUUCUUCUUCUUUUACUCUUUCUUUCGUCGUAUUGCCUUUCAGCUUCUUUUUCAUUUUCUUUCUUUUUCUUUGGCAUUCCUUUCUUUUUUUGUCAUUUAUCAUAUUUUUCUUGCAUCCUUUCCGUUUUCUUUCUAUUAAUUUUUGUCUUUCUUUCAUUUGUCUACUUGUAUUUCUUUUUGUUUCGUUCAUUUUGUUUCUUGCAUUUUUUAUCUUUCUUUCCUUUAUUCGUUUGACCCUUUUUCUUUUUCUUACAUUCUUUCGUCUUUCUCUUUGUAUCUCUUUCUUUUUUUUUCGUCUCUCAUUCCUUGCUUUGUCUUUCUAG